GUUCCGGGUCGUCAAAAGAUAUCAAGAUGGAGUUGUCAGAAAAAUCCGAAAAAUUGUUCAGGGCUAUGUCUGUUUUCGACACUAGUAAAGGCGGAACAUCAGAUGAUUCGUGGAAUCUGGUGGAUGGCUUGUUGUCAAUGGGGAAGGGUUUGAUGGAGAUGAAGAAGAGCGGUUCCCAGGAGUUAAAUUUUGAACAAAGAAAAGAACUGAUCGUGUCUAUGGUGGAAUGGACCCGAGGGAUUGGUCUAUUCGUUAAGGCCGCCUCCGAGAGUAAAGGACAAUCUAUUGAUCUGUCAUCUUUUGGGAUUGACUAUGACAACAGUGUAGAAUCUCCUAUUAAAAGAGCUAUGUACGAAACACAAGGAACAUUCUCACUACCCCAUUACUUGGAGAAUCUCCCUAAAAAGGCCCAAGACGUUGAGCCUUUCGCUUACAAUGGUAUGUCGCACUUCAUCGAUAGCCUAGAGAGUAAGUGUCCUGCGACAACAGAGUUCAAGGAUUUAUUUGUAAAGCUGGAGGACUACAUGGCAUGCUUCAAGUCGGCAUCAUCCGGAUCAAAAGAUUUCAAGGUGGACAUGUCAAGAAAAUCUCAGACGCUCUUCAAGGCUAUGUCUGUAUUAACUGGUGGCAGCGGGAUAUCUGUGGAUUCGUGGAGGAUGCUCGAUGGUUUGUUGACAAUGGGAAAAUUUUUGGUUGACAUGAAGAAGCAUGGUUCCAAUGAGAUAACUUUCGAACAAAGGACAGAAAUGGUCGGGUCUAUGGUGAAAUGGGCUAGAUCUAUCGGUCUUUUCGCCAGGAUGGCCUCUGAGAAGAAAGGAAAAACCAUUGAUCUAACACCUUUUGGUAUUUUUCAUGCCCGAAAUUAUGGAAAAGGUAACUUCAAAACAUCCAGCGAGCUCUAAUCAUCCUAUGAAAAAAGUCACCCUCCAAGUAAAGAUAUAACAAGUGAGUGUAAAAAGUAAUAAUGUUUUCAUUUUAUACAGACAGCCCUUGCAUUGUAAGACACGAGAGAGCUGUAGAUCAUUUUUGGCUAUUAUAACUAUAUUAAUAAAAAUAUUACUAAUUCUUUUUA
Molecule: messenger RNA, 1072 nt
Organism: Camelina sativa (false flax)
Lineage: Eukaryota; Viridiplantae; Streptophyta; Magnoliopsida; Brassicales; Brassicaceae
Source: RefSeq, a predicted model, not a curated record